This is a messenger RNA of Habropoda laboriosa, 8020 nucleotides long. Its product is annotated as dynein beta chain, ciliary-like. The annotation marks the transcript as partial. Gene Ontology annotation, molecular function: minus-end-directed microtubule motor activity; ATP binding; dynein intermediate chain binding. The record is from RefSeq and is a predicted model, not a curated record. The transcript is spliced from 39 exons. Gene Ontology annotation, cellular component: dynein complex. Gene Ontology annotation, biological process: microtubule-based movement. Lineage: Eukaryota; Metazoa; Arthropoda; Insecta; Hymenoptera; Apidae.
AUGGGACGACAAAGUUGGCGACUGUUACGCCGACAUUUGUGACGCGUCCUUUAAAUACGAUUACGAGUAUUUGGGAAAUGUUCCGCGAUUAGUGAUAACGCCGUUAACCGACAGAUGUUAUAUUACUCUAACGCAAUCUUUACAUCUUAUAAUGGGUGGAGCGCCUGCUGGUCCUGCAGGAACUGGGAAAACAGAAACCACGAAAGAUUUAGGAAGAGCAUUGGGCCAAAUGGUUUAUGUGUUCAAUUGUUCCGAACAAAUGGAUUACAAAUCUUGUGGAAACAUUUACAAAGGCCUUGCUCAAGUGGGCGCCUGGGGUUGUUUCGAUGAAUUUAAUCGCAUUUCCGUGGAAGUACUUUCAGUGGUUGCCGUACAGGUGAAGUCAGUUUUGGACGGCGUGAAAAGUCGUAAAUCGACGUUUCUGUUCUUUGGGGACGAGCUUAAUCUCGUUCCCACCGUUGGAAUGUUCAUUACUAUGAAUCCUGGAUACGCUGGAAGGACGGAAUUACCGGAAAAUUUGAAAACGUUGUUUAGGCCUUGUGCCAUGGUAGUUCCAGACUUCGACUUAAUUUGUGAAAUAAUGCUGGUAGCAGAGGGUUUCCAAGAAGCAAGGUUGCUGGCUAGAAAAUUCAUAACACUUUAUCAGCUAUGUCGAGAACUUCUAUCAAAACAGGAUCAUUACGACUGGGGUUUACGAGCGAUUAAAUCAGUCCUGGUGGUUGCCGGGAAACUAAAACGAGGCGAUCCUCAAAGAAAUGAGGAUCAGGUGUUAAUGAGAGCUCUCAGAGACUUCAACAUUCCAAAAAUUGUGACAGACGAUGUGCCUGUUUUUAUGGGACUUAUUGGUGAUUUGUUUCCUGCUUUGGACGUACCGCGAAAAAGAGAUUUGGAUUUUGAACAAACAGUCAGACAGUCUGCUUUGGAUUUGAAAUUGCAACCAGAAGAGGGUUUUAUAUUAAAAAUUGUGCAACUAGAAGAGCUGCUUCAUGUUCGUCAUUCAGUUUUCAUUGUCGGUUUUGCUGGAACAGGAAAGACCGAAGUUUGGAAAACACUGAAUCGAACUUACAUCAAUCAACGAUUAAAACCGUACUACAAUGACUUGAACCCAAAAGCAGUGACUAAUGAUGAACUUUUUGGAAUUAUUAAUCCAGCCACACGAGAAUGGAAAGACGGAUUAUUUUCUGUGAUAAUGAGAGAUCAAGCAAACAUGCAAGGAAACGAUCCGAAAUGGAUUAUCUUUGACGGUGACAUAGAUCCAAUGUGGAUCGAAUCGCUGAACACUGUCAUGGACGACAACAAAGUACUGACGUUGGCUAGUAACGAAAGAAUUGCUUUAACGGAUCACAUGAGGCUUCUCUUCGAGAUUUCAAAUCUUAGGACAGCAACACCUGCCACUGUUUCUAGAGCUGGAAUCCUUUACAUAAAUCAACAAGAUAUCGGGUGGUAUCCAUUUGCAAUCAGCUGGAUAGAAACUAGAAACGCAUCGGAGAGAGCAAAUUUGAUUAUUUUAUUCGACAAAUACGUGCCAACUCUCAUAGACGUGACAAAGAGUAGGUUCAAAAAAAUUACGCCGUUACCAGAAAUUUGUCAUGUGGAAAUGCUUUGCAAAUUGCUGGAUUACUUCUUGACUGAAGAAACUGUACCGCCAGAAUGUCCAAAGGAAUGGUACGAACUGUAUUUUGUAUUUGCCUGUAUAUGGGCAUUUGGAUCUGCGACUUUUCAAGAUCAAUUAGUUGAUUGGCGAAACGAGUUCAAUAAGUGGUGGCAAAAUGAAUUUAAAACUAUUAAGUUUCCAGCUGGUAGCAAUAUAUUUAACCUUUUUAUCGAAGACGAAACGAAAAAGUUAUCCCCUUGGACCGAGAUAGUGAAGCCCUUUGAUUUGGACUAUGAUAUUCCUCUUCAAUCUACUUUAGUGCCAACCGGUGAAACAGCGCGUCUACACUUUUUCUUGGAUGUUUUCAUAAAGCAACACGUGCCUGUGAUGUUGAUAGGUGCACCAGGAUCAGGAAAAAGCGUAAUCAUGGCUGAGAAACUAGCAUCUCUCCCGGAUAGUUACAAUAUCGCGAACGUACCUCUUAAUUAUUACACCACAUCCGAAAUGUUGCAAAGAAUUAUGGAGAAACAUUUGGAAAAAAAAACCGGAAAAAAUUAUGGACCACCCGGUACGAAGAGGUUGAUUUAUUUCAUCGAUGACAUAAACAUGCCCGAAGUUGAUACGUAUGGAACUGUUCAACCCCAUACACUUAUUCGGCAGCAUGUCGACUAUAAUCAUUGGUACGAUAGAACGAAAUUAACGUUGAAAGAAAUACACAGUACGCAAUAUGUAUCCUGUAUGAACCCUACUGCUGGAAGUUUCACGAUUAAUCCUCGCUUACAAAGACAUUUCGCUGUCUUUGCGGUUAGCUUUCCAACUGAAGAGAAUUUAAUAUUGAUCUACAGUCAAAUGCUCGAGCAACAUUUGGCGAAUCCUUUGAACAAAUUUAAUGUGGCGUUGACAAAAAUUUCCGAAUCCUUAUUAAGUGCAGCAUUAUACUGCCACAACAGACUCCUAGCAACAUUUUUACCAACUGCGAUCAAAUUUCAUUAUGUAUUUAAUCUACGUGAUCUUUCGAAUGUCUUUCAAGGUAUCCUUUUUGCAAACGGUGAUGCAGUUCCAACGGCAAAUCAUUUGAUACGAUUGUACGUCCACGAAGCCACAAGAGUGUAUUCCGAUAAAUUAAUCAGUACUGAUGAUAAGAAAAUGUUCCAACAGCUGUUGAACGAGGCGCUUCGUAAGAAUAUUUCUGAAAUGGACGAUAAUGUUGUAUUUUCUGAACCAAUAAUAUACUGUCAUUUCGCUGAGGGAAUCGGUGAACCAAAGUAUAUGCCAAUAAAAGAUUGGCAACAAUUGACAAAAUUACUAGAUGAAGCUUUGGUUAAUUAUAACGAACUGGUUGCAGCGAUGAACUUGGUUUUAUUUGACGAUGCUAUGUACUAUGUUUGUCAAAUAAAUCGCAUUUUGGAAUCACCAAGAGGAAAUACACUGUUGGUAGGUGUUGGAGGAAGUGGAAAGCAGUCCCUUUCAAGCCUUGCGUCUUUCAUCUCGACUUUAGAGGUUUUUCAGAUGCAAUUACGAACAGGUUAUUCAAUAAACGACUUAAGAACCGAUCUGGCUGGUUUGUACUUGAAGUCUGGAUUGAAGGCAAUUGGAAUUACCUUCAUGAUGACUGAUUCUCAUGUUGCCGACGAAAGAUUUUUGGUUCUUAUAAAUGAUAUGCUUGCUUUCGGUGAAAUUUCGGAAUUAUUUGCCGACGAUGAAAUGGAUAAUAUCGUCAAUGGCGUAAGGAACGAGGUGAAACAAGCCGGUAUAAUGGAUACUAAAGAAAAUUGUUGGAAAUUUUUCAUCGAUCGAGUUCGAAGUCGAUUGAAGUGCGUGCUUUGCUUUUCUCCCGUUGGAACAACUUUACGAAACAGAGCCAGACAAUUUCCGGCAAUUGUAAAUAACACUUCGAUCAACUGGUUCCAAAGCUGGCCACAGGAAGCCCUGAAAUCUGUUUCUUCGAGAUUUCUGGAAGAGCUGGAGGAUCUUCCAAAGCAAUACAAGAAAUCAGCUUCUCUAUUCAUGUCAUUCGUGCAUACCAGCGUCAACGACAUUUCGUCGCUUUAUUUACAAAACGAGAGAAGAUACAAUUAUACCACGCCAAAAUCAUUUUUAGAACAAAUUUCACUGUAUUCCAAGUUGCUCGUGGAGAGAACAUACGACGUGAAAGCAAUGAUAGAGAGAUUGAAAAACGGAUUGGAGAAGUUAGAAUCUUGCGCUGGCCAAGUCAGCGAAUUAAGAGUUGUGCUAGCAGCUCAAGAAAUCGAAUUGAAUAAGAAGAAUGAGAUUGCAGACAAAAUCCUUGCCGAGGUUCGAGCAGAAAAUGCCAAAGCUGAAGCUGAAAAAACUAUUGUGUCUGAGGAAGAAGGAAAGGUAGCAGAGAUAAAAGAAGUAGUAACAGAGAGACAAAAACGAUGCGAUGAGGAUUUGGCGAAAGCAGAGCCAGCAGUUCGACAAGCUGAAGCUGCUCUUGACACACUGAAUAAAAAUAAUUUAACUGAACUAAAAUCCUUUGGAACACCACCCGAGCAAGUAGCGAUGGUAGCACAAGCUGUUUUGGUAUUAUUCGCUCAGAGAGGUCAAAUACCAAAAGACAGAAGUUGGAAAGCGUGCAAAGCAAUGAUGGGCAGCGUGGACACGUUUCUCUCGUCACUUCGAAAUUACGACAAAGAAAACAUUCACGCCGAAGUAGUGAAAGCUAUUCUACCUUAUAUCAAUAACAAAGAUUUCGACCCAGAAAUUAUUCAUUCGAAAUCACAAGCGGCUGCAGGCCUCUGUAGCUGGGUGAGGAACAUAAUGGUUUUCCACCAUAUUAACGAGACUGUGAAACCAUUACGAGCUGCCUUGGCACAAGCCAAUGCUGAACUAAAAGCUGCUAUGGACCACUUGAAUGCCUUAAGGGCACGAUUAACGGAGUUGCAAAAAGUUCUCGAUGUCCUAGGAGAAAGAAUGAAUGCCGCUUUAAAUGAAAAACAAAAAUGUCAAGAUGAAGCUGAUGCUACUGCGUUAACCAUUGACCUUGCAAAUAGACUAGUAAAUGGUUUAGCAUCCGAAAAAAUUCGAUGGACCGAGACAGUUGGAACAUUGACGGAUUCCUGCGUAACAGUACCUGGCGACAUCCUGCUUGUAACAGCAUUUUUGUCAUAUAUGGGAUGCUUUACGCGAAAAUACAGAUCCGAUUUAAUGAUCGAAAAUUGGUUACCAUUUUUGGAAAACUUGGAAGUAAAAAUACCAAGAACUUCUGAUUUAGAUAUUUUAUCGUUAUUAACGGACGAUGCACAAAUUGCACAGUGGAACAACGAAGGUUUACCAACCGAUAAAAUGUCUUCCGAAAAUGCAGCCAUUUUAAUGAAUUCAACAAGAUGGCCGUUGAUGAUAGAUCCACAGUUACAAGGAAUAAAAUGGAUAAAAAAUCGAUAUGGAGAAGAAUUACAAGUGCUUAGGCUUACUCAACCGAAUUACUUGCUUCGCAUUGAAAUGUCCAUUUCGAAUGGUGGAAUUGUUUUGAUUGAAAACAUCAUGGAAAGCAUAGAUCCCGUUUUAGAUCCCGUUAUUAAACGAGAUCUAAUAAAAAAGGGACGGGCGAUCAAAAUUUGGGAUAAGGAAGUAGAUUACGAUCAUCGGUUCCGACUAAUAAUACAAACAAAGUUAGCUAAUCCCCAUUAUAAGCCUGAAAUACAGGCGCAAACUACUCUUAUCAAUUUUACCGUAACAAAAGAUGGUUUGGAAGAACAACUUCUUGGAGAUGUUGUAAAAGCCGAAAGACCCGAUUUGGAAUCGAAGAAAGCUGAACUAACUACUCAACAGAACACGUUUAAAAUUACCUUGAAAACAUUAGAAGACGAUCUUCUUCACAGAUUAUCAACCGCUGGACCUAAUAUCUUAAGUGACGUCGAUCUCGUAAUAAAUCUGGAGACAACAAAAAAAACGGCCGCGGAAAUCGAAAUAAAAGUGGCGGAAGCUAAAAUAACGGCCGUAAAGAUAGACGAAGCUCGAGAGAUUUAUCGAUGUGUCGCAGCCAGAGCCAGUCUUCUAUAUUUCGUUCUAAAUGAUUUGAGCAAAAUAAAUAUGCUCUACCAGUUUUCUUUGAAGGCUUUCAGCGUUGUCUUCCAGAACGCAAUUAAAUUUGCGGAGCCUGAAGAAGUUUUGCAGAAACGUGUCGUUCUUUUAAUCGACAGCAUCACUUAUCUAGUUUUUAUAUACACCAGUAGAGGAUUGUUCGAAGCCGACAAAUUGACCUUUCUUUGCCAAAUGACCAUUCAGAUUUUUAUGGAGUCGAAAGAAAUCACACAAUCGGAGCUUGAUUUUCUAUUGCGAUUCACAUAUAUUCCCGAUUUAACCAGCCCGGUAGACUUUUUAACAAAUAUUGGUUGGGGUGGAAUUAAAUAUUUGAGUCAAAUGGAUGACUUUCAAAAUUUGGAAAAAGAUAUCGAGGGCGCGGCGAAGAGAUGGAAAAAGUUCGUUGAAUCAGAAACACCAGAGCGAGAAAGUUUUCCACAAGACUGGAAGAAUAAAACUGCUUUGCAAAGAUUAUGUAUUAUGAGAUGUCUUAGAUUGGAUCGUAUGACAUACGCAAUUAGAUGUUUUGUGGAAGAAAAACUUGGCUCUAAAUUUAUAGAAUCCAGGUCUCCUCCGUUUCAUAAAUCUUUCGAAGAAACGAGUUCGAUUACGCCUGUAUUUUUCAUACUUUCACCUGGCGUCGAUCCUUUGAAGGAUGUAGAGAAACUUGGAAAGCAAUUGGGUUUCACAUUUGAAGGAAGAAAUUUCCACAAUGUGUCACUUGGACAAGGCCAAGAACCAGUAGCCGAACAAGCAAUGGAAAUUUCAGCAAACGAAGGACAUUGGGUGAUUUUGCAAAAUGUUCACCUAGUAAGGAAAUGGUUACCUAUGCUGGAGAAAAAGAUGGAACAAUUUUCGGAGAAUCCCGAUGACAAUUUUCGACUGUUCAUUAGCGCGGAACCCAGUCCUGAUCCUCACGAAUCAAUAAUACCUCAGGGUAUACUAGAAUCAGCCAUAAAAAUCACAAACGAGCCACCAUCGGGAAUUCAAGCGAACAUCCACAAAGCGUUGGAUAAUUUUAGUCAAGAAACUCUUGACUCAUGCAGCAAGGAAACUGAAUUUAAAGCCAUAUUAUUUGCACUUUGUUACUACCAUGCUGUACUUGCAGAACGUAGAAAAUUUGGACCGCAAGGAUGGAACAGGUCUUAUCCAUUCAACGUUGGAGAUUUGACAAUCAGUGUAUCUGUACUAUUCAACUAUUUGGAAAAUAGUAUCAAAGUACCUUGGGAAGAUCUUCGUUAUUUAUUUGGAGAAAUAAUGUACGGAGGCCAUAUAACAGAUGACUGGGACAGAAGACUGUGUAGAACAUAUUUAAUAGAAUAUUUAAAACAAGAAUUAGUUGAAGGUGAAUUAUACCUAGCACCAGAUUUUUUGGUACCACCCAACAGUGAUUAUGCUGCCUACCAUCAAUACGUUGACGAUUACAUACCUGCUGAGAGUCCUGUUCUGUAUGGACUUCAUGCUAAUGCAGAAAUUGGAUUUUUAACCGCAACUGCAGAAAGUUUAUUUAAAACGUUAUUGGAAAUACUGACGAGAACCGCAGGCGAUGCAGCAGGGGGUGAGGUUUCACGAGAAGACAAACUUAAAGGAAUUCUAGAAGAUUUAUUAGAUAAAUUACCAGAAGAAUUUAAUAUGCAAGAACUUAAUAGCAAGGUGGAGGAUCGCACACCAUACGUUACAGUUGCUUUACAAGAAUGCGAACGAAUGAAUCUAUUAUGUGAAGAACUUAAGAGAUCUCUGCGAGAGCUGGAAUUAGGCUUGAAAGGAGAAUUAACAAUCAACGCUGAAAUGGAAGAUCUGCAAAAUUAUAUAAUGUUGGACUUCGUUCCGCCAUCUUGGACAAAGAAAGCAUAUCCUUCAAAUUUAGGAUUAAACAGCUGGUUUUCCGAUAUGUUGAACCGAAUAAGUGAAUUGUCUAAUUGGAUUGCAGAUUUUAGUCUACCGUCAUCAGUCUGGCUAGGUGGUUUCUUCAAUCCUCAAUCUUUCCUAACCGCCAUUAUGCAACAAACUGCGCGCAAGAAUGAAUGGCCAUUGGACAAAAUGUGUUUGUACUGCGAAGUAAUAAGAAAAUACAAAGAAGAAGUCACAUCAGCACCAAGGGAAGGUGCGUAUAUAAAUGGAUUAUACAUGGAAGGUGCGAGAUGGGAUCUCCAAGCUGGAUGCAUUUCGGACUCGCGAUUCAAAGAAUUGUUCCCGCUAAUGCCAAUAGUGUACAUUAGAGCCAUUACGCAGGACAAGCAAGAUUUCAAAAAUGUAUACGAGUGUCCUGUGUAUAAAACACGAUCACGAGGUCCAACUUAUGUAUGGACGUUUAAUUUGAGAACUAAAGAAAAGGCCAACAAGUGGAUCCUUGGUGGAGUGGCAAUUAUAUUGCAAAUCUAA